AUGCAGCGGUGGAACAGAGUUUUCUUGGUGGCGUGCUUAGUUUCACUGUUUGUCGAUCCUCUGUUCUUUUACUUGCAAGUAGUGUGGGAGGAACAGUGCAUAAACAUUGGAGUGCCCCUUGAAGUCAUCCUGACCGCCGUCCGGUCACUGGUUGACGUCUUUUACUUGAUUCAGAUUUACAUUCGGUUCCGUACGGCUUAUGUGGCGCCUUCUUCCCGUGUUUUCGGGAGAGGAGAACUUGUAAUUGAUCCUUCAAAGAUUGCGCAAAGGUACCUAAGGAGAGGUUUUUGGAUUGACUUCAUCGCCGCGCUCCCACUUCCUCAGGUGUUGAUAUGGGUGAUCAUCCCAAAUCUUAAGGGUUCAACAAUCACCAAUACAAAAAAUGUGCUUCGCUUCAUUAUUAUUUUCCAGUACCUCCCGAGACUCUUUCUCAUCGUUCCUCUGUCGUCACAAAUUGUGAGGGCCACAGGUGUUGUCACAGAACAAGCUUGGGCUGGAGCUGCGUAUAAUCUGAUUCUUUACAUGCUCGCGAGCCAUGUGAGUCCUUAACAAACUAAUUCUUGGGAUGAAACAUUAUCUUUCACUAAGUUUGUUCAGUCUUAAUAGGUUUUGGGAGCCUGCUGGUACCUCCUGUCCAUCGAACGACAAGAAGCAUGUUGGAAAUCCGUGUGCAAAAGAGAGAAGUCAUCUUGCAAUUAUCAAUUCUUUGAUUGUCACAAAGUCGAUGAUCCUACCAGGAAUGCCUGGUUUCAGUCAAGCAACGUCACAGAAUUAUGCAGACCAAGUAGUGGGUAUUACAACUUUGGGAUAUACGGUGAUGCACAGACGCAUGCUUUGAGUGCUUUGCCAUUUUUGAAGAAGUACUUUUACUGCCUCUGGUGGGGCUUGAAGAACCUGAGUUCCUUGGGGCAAAACUUGUCGACGAGCACAUACAUUGGAGAAAUCUUAUUUGCCAUCAUUAUUGCCACUCUUGGCUUGGUGCUCUUCGCACAGCUCAUUGGCAAUAUGCAAAGAUACCUCCAAUCGACAACAGUCCGGUUGGAGGAAUGGAGGGUAAAGAGGAAUGACACCGAAAGAUGGAUGCACCACAGGCAACUGCCGCCAGAGCUGAGGCAGUCUAUUAGGAAAUACGAUCAGUACAAGUGGGUCGCCACUAGGGGAGUUGACGAAGAAGUUAUCCUGAGAGGCCUUCCUAUGGAUCUGCGGAGAGACAUCAAGCGACACCUCUGCCUCGAUCUAGUCCGACGUGUACAUCUGUUUGAUCAGAUGGAUGAAAGGACACUCGAUGCGAUUUGUGAAAGGCUCAAACCCGCCUUGUGCACUAAAGGAACGUUCUUAGUUCGUGAAGGUGACCCAGUCAAUGAGAUGCUCUUCAUCAUCCGAGGCCACCUCGACUCUUACACUACCAAUGGGGGCCGCACUGGGUUCUUCAACUCGUGCCGCAUCGGUCCAGGAGAUUUCUGUGGUGAAGAACUGCUCACAUGGACCCUGGACCCAAGCCCCAGCAUUAUCUUACCAUCAUCGACCCGCUCAGUCAAAACCCUCUCCGAAGUGGAGGCUUUUGCGCUAAGGGCAGAUGACUUGAAAUUUGUGGCGUCGCAGUUCCGGAGACUUCACAGCAAGCAACUUAGGCACAAGUUUAGGUUCUACUCACACCAUUGGCGAACAUGGGCCGCAUGCUUCGUACAAGCGGCGUGGAGGCGAUUCAAGCGGCGCAAAGAAAUCAUCGAGCUCAGGGCUAGAGAAAGUUCCAUUGUUUUUUCCGAAGUCCGGACUCUGUCUUCUAAGCCCAGACGGGGCGCGUAUGACACAGAAAUGGGCUCUAGCUCUAGAAGGAGCUUUCAUAAGCACUCGGGAUCGGGUUCUAGCAUCGUCAGUACGUUGCAGAAGCCGGCAGAGCCAGACUUUUCAGUCGACGUGGGUUGAAUUGUUAACUGAUCUUUAUGUGGCUCAAUUCGGAACUCGCAUGACGGAGUAUGUAUAAAUUUUUUUUUUAGCC
Eucalyptus grandis is the source of this 1999-nucleotide messenger RNA. Its product is annotated as protein CNGC15c. NCBI's taxonomy places the organism in Eukaryota, Viridiplantae, Streptophyta, Magnoliopsida, Myrtales, Myrtaceae. The record is from RefSeq and is a predicted model, not a curated record. Gene Ontology annotation, biological process: transmembrane transport; monoatomic ion transport. Gene Ontology annotation, cellular component: membrane. Gene Ontology annotation, molecular function: monoatomic ion channel activity.